Molecule: messenger RNA, 673 nt
Organism: Pollicipes pollicipes
Lineage: Eukaryota; Metazoa; Arthropoda; Thecostraca; Pollicipedomorpha; Pollicipedidae
Product: gastrula zinc finger protein XlCGF71.1
Exons: 4
Coding region: 116-673 (185 amino acids)
Biological process (GO): regulation of transcription by RNA polymerase II; embryo development
Cellular component (GO): nucleus
Molecular function (GO): DNA-binding transcription factor activity, RNA polymerase II-specific; RNA polymerase II transcription regulatory region sequence-specific DNA binding
Source: RefSeq, a predicted model, not a curated record
GGCACCGCCGCCGCGUGAGGGCGCCAGCCUGCUGCUGGUCGAUGACGUGGAGGUACGACUGCAGGAUGACCGGGUGGCCGCCGUGCCCCUGACCUCCACGCGCCGGCGGCAGCUGAUGCGGCAGGCGCGCAAGGCCGAGCGGCGCUUCGAGUGCGAGGCGUGCGGCAAGCGAUUCCGCGCGUUCAGCCACCGCGUCGAGCACAUGCUGAUCCACGUCAAGGAGCAGCCCUGGUCGUGCCCGCACUGCCCCAAGAGAUUCCGCACCAAGUCGGCGCGCACGGCGCACCAGCGGGUGCACGCGCCUGCUGCCGACGGCUUCGCGUGCACGCUGUGCGACCGCCGACUCACCGACGCUGCCUCCCUCCGCCAGCACGUGCGCACGCACUCGGCGCGCAAGCCGUUCACGUGCGACACGUGCGGCCACGCGUUCGCGCGACGCAAGGACCACGCCGUGCACGUGCGCCAGCACACUGGCGAGCGGCCGCACGCGUGCCCGGAGUGCGCGCAGACGUUCGUGGCGCGCUCGCGACUGAACCGGCACCUGCUGCUGCACCGCGACAAGCAGUUCACGUGCGGUUGCGGCCUGACCUACCUGUCGGCGCUCGUGCUGCCCGAGCCGACGUCCACGCUCUACUACCAGGUGGUGACGCCGGUACUGGUGCCCUCCUACUGA